Molecule: messenger RNA, 2265 nt
Organism: Adineta steineri
Lineage: Eukaryota; Metazoa; Rotifera; Eurotatoria; Adinetida; Adinetidae
Source: the annotation of a GenBank genome assembly
AUGGUUAACAGUCGUUUCGUUGUAAUUAUUCUUGCUGCUUGCUUUUCAUUUACUUUCUCAGCCAUAAUCGAUCCUCAAUCGAAUGACUACUCGAAAGUUCAAAGAAGAUCAUGGGAACAAGCUAUUGCUAUGGCUAAAUCCUUCGUGGGACAAUUAUCAUUAGAAGAAAAAUGUAAUAUGACAUCUGGUAUUGGAGGUCCAUGUGCAGGCAAUGUUUUACCUAUAACACGUCUUAAUUUUAAUGGUAUGUGUUUCCAGGACUCCCCUAGCGGCGUUGGAGAUGGAGUAUUACAUUCAACUGCUUUUGCAGCUGGUAUACAAACAGCUGCUACUUGGGAUCGAGAUAUAUUUUAUAGACGUGGUGUAGCUAUAGGUAAAGAAUUUCAAGGUAAAGGAAUUCAUUUUGCUUUGGGUCCCAUGAUGAAUAUUGAUCGAAAUGCUCGACAUGGUCGUAAUUGGGAAGGUUUUGGUGCUGAUCCAUAUCUUUCUGGAGAAAAUUCAUUCUAUUACAUUCAAGGUGUUCAAGAUCAAGGUGUUGUUGCAACUGCUAAACAUUAUAUAUGUAAUGAACAAGAAACAAAUCGUUUUUAUGGUUCACCAUAUGAUAAAAAACGACUUGGUGCUAGUAAUUCACAAGGUUAUUCAGCUAAUCUUGAUGAUAAAACAAUACAUGAAAUAUAUCUUUGGCCAUUUGCAUCUAGUGUUGCUGCUGGUGUUGGUUCUGUUAUGUGUUCAUAUAAUCAAGUUAAUGGUACACAAGCUUGUCAAAAUGAUAAAACAUUAAAUGGACUUUUAAAAGGUGAAUUACAAUUUCCAGGCAAUGUUAUGUCGGAUUGGGGUGCAACAAAAACUGGUAUCGAAUCAGUUUUAGGUGGUUUAGAUAUUGAUAUGCCUGGUGGUGAUGGAUUCAUGGGUUCCGUGCUGGUGCAAGCUGUUAAAACUGGUGCAGUAACAGAAGAUAGAAUUAAUGAUAUGAUUGUUAGAGUUUUAGCACCUUAUUAUCUUCUUGGACAAGAUCAAGGAUUUCCAACAUUAGAUUUAGAUCGAGAUGCUAUUGGAGAUAAUUAUAAAAUUAAUCGAUUAGUUGGUACUGCUGGUAUUGUUUUACUUAAGAAUACAAACAAUGCUUUACCAUUAAAUGUUACUACUGAUAAUUACUAUUAUAUUUAUGGAGCAGCAGCUGGUCAAUCUGAUGAAGGAUAUGGUGCAGGAAGUUCACCACAACAUGGAGGUGCUUUAUACCAAGGUGGAGGUUCAGGUUAUGUUGAACCUACGUAUGGUAUUGAUCCUCUUACUGCACUUUUAAUUAAAGGUAGAGAUGCUCAUCUUCAAAUGCGAUAUGUUACUGAUCAAAAUGAUUAUCGUGCUAUUAAUGAUACAUUCAAUGCACGUGGUUUUGGUAAUGCUAAAUGUCUUGUUUUUGUUAGUGCUUUCUCGUCAGAAGGAUCUGAUAGAAGUGAUCUUUAUGCUUUAAAUAAUGGAGAUCAGCUCGUUCAAACAGUUGCUUCACACUGUCCUAAAACUAUUGUCAUUGUUAACAGUGUUUCACAAUUAAACCUCGAAGCUUGGAUUGAUCUUCCCAAUGUUGUUGGUGUAGUAUGGAGUGGCAUGCCUGGCUCCGAGUAUGGUCCAGCUAUUGUCGAUGUUCUAUUUGGUGAUUAUAAUCCAGGCGGCAAGAUGGUAUUUACUUUAGCUAAAAAAGAUUCUGAUUUUGGUACUGAUAUUAGUCAAACAUACAAUUCCAAUUAUACUGAAGGUGUCUUCUUAGAUUAUCGUCAUUUCGAUAAAUUCAAUAUCACAGCAAGAUACUCUUUUGGGUUUGGCCUUUCAUAUACUACUUUCUCGUUUACACAACUUGAUAUUUCUAAAGCUGGAAAAGGUAAACAUACUGCAUCAUCACAAUAUCGACAACAUCGAAUUAAAUCGUAUGCUAAUGUCGCUGCUUCAAAAGUUUUUGAACCUGUUUAUGAAAUAACAUUUACUAUAACUAAUACUGGUAAAGUAGAGGGUUCAGAAGUACCUCAAUUAUACGUUGGAUUUCCUGCUGAAGCCGAACAACCACCAAAAAUAUUACGAGGUUUCGAACGAGUAUAUUUAGCAGCAGGUGAAUCAAAACAAGUAACAUUAGUACUAACACAAAGAGAUAUAUCAUAUUGGAAUGUUAUUAAUCAAAAAUGGGUAACUGCUCCUGGUACUUAUAAUGUUUGGAUUUCAACAUCUGCUAAUAAUGCUGACGUUAAACUUCAAAGUUCUUUUAAUGUCUAA